AUUGCGAUAACGGGCUCUAGGAACAUAAGUACCCAAUUGCCUUACUGUAAACUGUGCGGGUAUUCAGGGCUCACGUUAACCAUCAUCGCAACCCCAUGGCAGACGAUUUGCGCAAGGGCUGCCGUGUGAGGCUAUCUGGCCUCAGCAUUUCUAUCCUGAAUGACUCUGAGGGCUGCAUCGUCGGCCCGUUCGAUUCGGCUACUGGUCGCCACCCAGUCAAGCUGCUGAAGCCAACGGAGGCGGUGACCGCCUACCCGAACGGAGUCAAGGUCAAGCCCGCGAACCUGGAACGCGUCCAGACACAUAAACAGCCCGUCACUGAAAUCUCAAAGCCAAAGGCGAAGUCAAAGCGCGCCGCACAGAGCUUUGCAGGAGCUGCAAAGGACUUCAUGGAUCCGAGUUCCUGGGCGCUUGGCAUGUCCCCCAGCAAGCAGGCAGAGUGGCUGGUAGAUUGCUACAGGCUGUCAACUGUACCUUCUUUGCUGGUUCCUGAUUACGCGAUGCAUGGCGUUGACAACUCCUCGAACGCCACGCUUGUGUACCACAUGGACAUUAUGCCGGACAACAUCGUGCCUGGCAUUGCCUUCUACGACCGGCACUCAAGGAUGCGUGUCGAUGACGACUAUGCAUGGGGUGGCUGCAACCUACACGGCCUCUACGAUCCAGAACACACAGGCGACACCAUCGUCUCCGAUUUCCUGCUCUUCUGCAAGCUGGCUGUACGCCAUGGCGUCGUGCCGCAUCGCAACUGGGACUGGAACAAGUUCCUGAAUAAAGCCGCUGAGUUACUUGGUUAUGCGUUCGAAAAGUCAGAUGCAAAGGAGAAGUAUGGCAACGAGAACGUGUUUUCGGUCAUUACCGGUGGCCGAUCGCUCCGUGCGACGGCGGAGGUCGUGUACGGCACGUCGUGCAUGGCAGGCUCAGACCAGGAGGAGGACGCGGAGGUGCUGCAGCUUCGGGAGGUUAUUGAGGAUGGGCUUUUGGAGGAAAUGAUGGAAACCCAGCCUGAGCUGUUUGAGGAUGUGGGAGGCGUGGCAGCGUGGGCGCGGCUGCAGUCUAGGAUGGUAGCGGUGCAGUAG
Volvox carteri f. nagariensis is the source of this 1079-nucleotide messenger RNA. RefSeq lists its product as uncharacterized. Lineage: Eukaryota; Viridiplantae; Chlorophyta; Chlorophyceae; Chlamydomonadales; Volvocaceae. Bases 96 to 1079 code for a protein of 327 amino acids. The transcript has 3 exons. The record is from RefSeq and is a predicted model, not a curated record.